GUGUGUGCGUGUGCGUGUGUGUGUGUGUGUGUAGACGUCCAUGUCUCUGCUGGACUCCAGCGCCCUGCGUUCCAGAGUGCAGCUGAGUAAGAAGCGCAACAGGAGAGCCCCUCCCUCCAGAGCCGCCCGCCACAGCGCACUGCUGUCCUCCCUCCCAGAGCACCAGUACAAGGACACCACAGACGAGAAGGUUGGGCCGUGUGAGCAGGAGGAUUCCGACUCUGAGGAGAAGCUCCGAGGCGCCCCCUCUCCCUCCUCCUCUUCCUCUCAGCCCCAGAGAGUGGCCCUGUUCCCAGGCAUGGACCCCUCGGCCCUCAAGGCCCAGUUGAAGAAGCGAGGUGACUCUGAUGGUCCACCAGAGGGUGCUGUUGCUCCAUCUCCAUCUCAGCUCUCUCGCUCCCCGAAGUCACCCUUCCUGCCGCGUGCCUCUCGAGUCCUCCCCCCUCCCACUGCAGGCAAAGAGAACGGGGAAGAGGCUUCACCCCAGUGGCUGAAAGAACUCAAGUCUAAGAAGCGUUUGAGUCAGUAUGAAAAUGACGGAUAAGUCUCAGAAGCAGGUUGCCUUAAAACGAGAGACUCAAGACAGAAGCCUUAACCUUUGACCUUGAGUUGACAUGGAUUUCCACUGCUGCUGCUGACGACAACAUUGACGGUGUCAAUCACAUUUUUUUCUUUCCGUUUCUGUCUCUGUCCCUCCUGCCUGAGUCACCCACAUGCGCAUGGUGCCUUUAUGGUAGAAAACCUCUAGUAGUCUCAUGGACACAUGAACAAAACCACAGGCACACAACUGUGUCUUUCUUGUCUCGGUGUGUUCGUCAUACCUGAAGGUCUUUUACAAAGUGUCCUGUCAGACUGUUUGUAUAGUCACUUUAGUCUCUUCUGUGAUCAGAUUCAAGAGUGGGGUAGGAACAAACUCCCCAGAACUUUGUUGUAAUCAGGAGCAAUUAGCCUGCAGCACCACAACUCCUGUUAACCUGGAAAUGCUUCUGAAAUCAGAAGGAUAAUCCAGUCACUCCAUUGUUUAACUGUCAAUGUAUGUAAGUAUGUUGUUGUUGUUGUUUUCUGUUAACUGGUUGUAUGUAAACAUUUUGAUUUAUUCUUGUUGUAAUUUGUAAAUCAAGGGAUGAUUGAGACAAUCAUCUGAAGCAUUUGCCAUAGGAUCACGGGACUGGUUUAUAAUUCCCAAGGACUACAAACAUGAAAAAUGAUGGUGUUGUCCCUGAGAUCACUGUCAGAGAGACUGUAUAGUGUAUGUGUUGGCAAUAAAGUAAAACUGUAAUCAUGAAAUGCUAUAUUUGUAUUUUUGCUGGUUUGGGUAACUGAGUUACAUUAAAUGAUGCUGAGAAAUGUG
Sardina pilchardus (European sardine) is the source of this 1351-nucleotide messenger RNA. RefSeq lists its product as uncharacterized. NCBI's taxonomy places the organism in Eukaryota, Metazoa, Chordata, Actinopteri, Clupeiformes, Clupeidae. The transcript has 5 exons. Bases 41 to 544 code for a protein of 167 amino acids. The record is from RefSeq and is a predicted model, not a curated record.